Tetrahymena thermophila SB210 is the source of this 645-nucleotide messenger RNA. RefSeq lists its product as hypothetical. The transcript has a single exon. The record is from RefSeq and is a predicted model, not a curated record. NCBI's taxonomy places the organism in Eukaryota, Ciliophora, Oligohymenophorea, Hymenostomatida, Tetrahymenidae.
AUGUAGAUGGACUCAUAUGCUAAUUAAAUUUAAACAAAUAAUAAUUAUGAAUUCUCAAUCUAAGCAUUCCUUGAUAUUGUGGAAAUCUACUUUUCUGAAAAAGAGUUGUAAAACACUAAGAAAAGCAAUACUCAAAUUUAAUAAAUAAACAAAGAAUCCAAAGAACGUGAGUAGAUUUAGAUCUCAAUUUGCUAAGUGAAUUCACAAGGAAUAUAGUCAGAUAGCUAUCAGACUAUAACUCAUUUUCAUAGUAAAAAUUCAAACAUAAUGAAAAAUAUACUAAAAUCCUUCUAAAGAUACAUUGAAAAUGAAGAAGACGAAAAACAAAAGCAGUUUUUUUGUUAUCUUAGCAAAGUCUCUUAUGGUCACUCUUAGUUGUGUAAAAUUUUAAAAUUUAGUCUGAAAACUGAAGGAAAAAGAUGGAAUAUGAAAGCUAAAAAUUUAGUUGAAAAGUCUAAAAUAAAACCUCUUUUUGAAUACUAUUUAACAAACAUCAAUAAACUCUGGCUUGAUAAUAGUAAAGUCUCAAAUAAAAAUGAGCAUUAAAUUAUUAUUUAACAACUGCUUAAAUAAAUACAAAAUCCUGAAGAUUGUUGCAAAAUAAGAUAUUACAAAAAAAAUAAAUCAAUUAUUAAAAGCAAUUGA